This is a messenger RNA of Haplochromis burtoni (Burton's mouthbrooder), 4269 nucleotides long. RefSeq names its product serine/threonine kinase 33 (gene stk33). Gene Ontology annotation, cellular component: spindle microtubule; chromosome passenger complex; spindle pole centrosome. Gene Ontology annotation, molecular function: ATP binding; protein kinase activity. The transcript has 12 exons. The record is from RefSeq and is a predicted model, not a curated record. Bases 54 to 1172 code for a protein of 372 amino acids. Lineage: Eukaryota; Metazoa; Chordata; Actinopteri; Cichliformes; Cichlidae. Gene Ontology annotation, biological process: protein phosphorylation; mitotic spindle organization; regulation of cytokinesis.
GUAGUCGUUCGCCAAAAAAAAAAAAAGUUUUCGCGUGAAGCCCAACCUGCUGAAUGAAAAAUGUCUCAUUCCAACAGAUGACAAAAGGAGAUGUUAGUGGACUAGAUAUGAACCUGAAGUCUGUGCGGACCAGUAGAUGCACGUCGGAGAGGAAUGUGCUAGAUAUACGGCUGAAAAAUGAUGGAGACAUCAGGAUGAUUUAUUUGGUUACUGAGCUGUGCAAAGGGGGUGAUCUGAGGGAGCUGUUGCAGCGGAAAAAGUUCUUCACAGAGGACGAGACGAGGGAUAUAAUCUGUAGUUUAGCUGAUGCUGUUGUGCACCUUCAUAAAAGAGAUAUUGUACACAGGGACUUGAAACUUGAGAACAUUCUUGUGAAAAAUUCUCCUGAUAAGGAUGGUGACAAAAUCGAUGUCAAGGUGGCAGACUUUGGAUUAUCGGUGAAGACAGGUGGUGUCGGGAUCGAAAACAUAAUGACACACGCCUGUGGGACCCUUAUCUAUAUGGCCCCUGAAAUGAUGAGCGGUCGAGGUUAUACCCAGUGGUGCGACGUGUGGAGCAUAGGAGUCAUUAUGUAUAUGUUACUGUGUGGAGAACCUCCAUUUGUCUCCAAAACAAGGAAAAACCUACUUAAGAAGAUAAUGAACACUGGAGUCAAAUUUUCUCAACCCAUCUGGGCCUCAGUCAGUGAUGCAGCUAAAAAUCUUUUGACUUGCCUACUGAAGGUGGACCCCGCAUACCGAAUGUCUGCUAAUCAGCUACUAGAGAACCCCUGGAUUACAGGUGACUCUACUAUGCCUGUUGUACCACCCAAUGUGCUGGAGAUGAUGCGUCAGUACCUGGAGCAGGAAGAAAGAAAUAAGACUUCAGAAGUUUCACCCUUCAUCACUUCUGAGGCAAACCUGGACUCAGUCCCGGUCCACCCGGCAUUUUCAGCAGAAACUAACAGCAACUGCAUGAGACACAGCAGCUCUGACAUAUCUUCCACAUCCACUAAACUGGACGGUGGAAUAAAGACUAAAGAAAGCAGUGGCAGUCUUCAGCAGGACAAACAAAUAAACAGUUCUGACACCCCAGCACAGCCAGCAACCACACAGCCGAGUGCAAAGCAGCGUAGGCCUACAGACAAGAAGGACCUCAGUUCAGGACAGAAACAAUCCCCCAAACCCAAGUAAGGCAGACGACCAGAGACUUUCUACCCCCAGUAAAGUACAACUGGUCCCUGCAAACCACCAGCUAGCUCCAAGACUGAAAACCAUUUAGAAUAAAACUAAAAAAAUGAGCCAUAUCCCAUUAUAAAACAUGAAGAGAGAGAAAAACAAAAACAAACCUGGCCUUUUGUGGCUGUGUUGGACAUACAUUUAUUGUUUUGUUUUUCAUUCUGUUAUUUAAUUGAGAUCUCUUAUUUAACAGUAAUGUGAAUGUAAAUACUAGGAAUGGUGCAGCCUUUUUGUGAUGGCCGGACACUAAGCAGCAAACACAGUGUCACAUAACUGUGAAAAUAGUACAAAGAGGCCGAAAACCACUGCAGCUGAUUCAGCUUCAGUUUCAGCUUCAGGACUGCCGUGUGCCAAAAGAAAGAGACUCCGUCUGAGAUAAUCUCCCACAUGGGGAGAAACUCCUGGAGAAAUUAUUUGUAUUAAUUAAAUAGCCAAUUGUUUUAGAACAUCAAACAGCUAACAUAAAGACUCAUGCAUUUCUAUAGUUGCUGCCAAAUGUGGAGCCUGAAUGAGUCUGAUGUGUAACACUGAUACUUUUAGCUUACAGCAACAACAAGGUUAGGUAAGAUUUUGAUGUUUUAUCUUGACAUCUCUCUCUUCCCUAAGUCUUCAUUUUAGUUGUUGUAAACUAGGUAUAAAUUUUUGUCUUUUUUUUUUUUUUUUAAUUUGUCACUUUUCUUUUAGGUUAGUUGCUUUAUAAAUAGGAGAGAAAACACUCGUGCAGAUUACUGGAUAUUAUUUAAAAAACAACAAACAAAAAAAAGAGUGAGCAAUAGGGAUUUUCUUUCUUUCUGUUCUGACCUCUCAAUUCCAAAACGUCCGAUAUGCAGUGACUGCACCCUCUCAGUGUCAAAACAGAAAAACUGUCACACAGGCUGGUUACGCUCCAUCUGAAUGCAGAGGAUUGGGACUGGGGGCAGCCACGGGUCUAAUCUCGUUUGGAGGCCAUUGAAAGCAGUAGGAGCUACUUUGAGGGCACUGCCAUUCAAGCACAGGUUUUUCCGCUGCAGAGAGAAUAAUCCCCAGCAUAGAUACAACAUUAAAGUAUCCAAGCAUAACACACAGAGGGUGAAUUUCAAAUCCACCCAUUUGCAUCUUGAAGUGAAUGAGUGCCAACAAUGGGGCCCCGUUUUCAUGCACAGGCUCUGUGUUUUAGUGUGUAUGUGUAAAUGUAGUUUGCACUUUUUCUUGAAUGAGUGGACUCUUUUUUUUUUUAAGUCAAAUUUUAUCCAGGCAGACAUUCUACAGUAAUCUCAGGUGAUGUUCCCUAACAUAGUGAGUAGAUAUGCAAAUGAGAUGUGAAUUAUUUUUGAUUAAAGCUGCUUGCCAAAAGGACUGGGUGAUUCCUGAAAACAUGAUUUUUGUUUACUCACUGCUUUGAACAGCAGAUGGUAGCUGGUAGUGAGUUGUUGAAUUGAUUCUGAAAUAAUUCCCUGAAGUUAAUCUGACACAGGGUGUCGUCCCUGAAGCUACCUAGUUUUGUGCAUGAAGCUCUGUAAUUAGAAUUGAUUGCUUGAGCCACUGCCCAUUAAAACUGUGACACCCAUGUGAUGUGGCACUAAUUAAUAUGUUGUAUGCUUAUAUCUGCGUGGUCCAUAGAGGAAAAAUAAAUAAAAUGUUCAGACAUACUUCCUUUUGGGUUCUGCCUUAUGAUUGUGGUGAUAAGUUGAGAAAAAGAGGACAGCAGUGGGGUGUGGAUAUUUGACGUACAGCAAGAUAUAGGAGUGCUUAUAUGUGUCUCUGGUUGGGACAAAUUCUAACAGAGUGAAACUCAUGAAGGACACAUGGAAGAGUCAUAACUAUGUUGCUAAAGUCAGAUGUUGUUAAAACACUGUCAUGGUGUUUCAAGCAAACAGCAGCCUCCAGUUUCACUCCUUUUGCCAAAACAACAGAGCACAGAGGUGGGAGAGGAGGGGAAAGAAUGAGAGGCUGUAUGGUGGAUAGGUUAGGGGCGUGAAUUUGGGACAAAGCAUGGAAGCAAAGGAAAUUAGAAAAUUCGUCGGGAUGGAACGAGGGAUGCGCCCCAUGCCCCCCCUCAUUCCCUCCAAUCCUCCCCCACCCCUUUUCCCUCCAGCAGUGCUCCCGACAGAUGGAAGUAAGAGUGGGUGGGUUGAUGGGCUGGAGGGAUUAAAACUCUGAAGCCCCAUUUUUUUGGGGGGGGAAACAGUGUCACUCCUGCAAAGGUGGGGUGCAUAAGAGGCACUUGUGGCGAGUAGUUGUGUGACGUGUGCACGCUGGCUAAUGUCAAAAGAGGCAAGGAUUCUUCAAAAACCCCUCCCCACCCCCUUCUUCAUCCACCUUUCUCCAUUGAGGAGUGUAGAGGGAGUUGCUCCAGGAGAGGAGGGGAGGGUUCAUUUCAAUAACCUUAAUAGAGCUCCCUUUAAUUAAUCAGCUCAUCUGCAGAAGCCCGAUACCUGCUGCUGACCCCCCCCACUCCCCAACACACACACACACACACAUACCCUUCCAUCCUCACCCCAACCCAACAUCCUCACAAUGCUGCUAUGACAUUGUGGUAAUGAGGGAACACAGCUACAAUGUCAUGGAAAUGUUGCAGAGACGUUAUCUGCGGGAGCUCAUCACACAUGCCGAUGUUCUCGAUCCCCUUCAGUGUUUGCGAUGUGUGCGGAGAUGCGGCUGUAUUACACCGCAGCGUACCUCCCCUCGUAAAAUAACAGAUACAUAUGGCCCGGAUGGCGGGAGGAUGCCAUGAUGCCUCUAUUUCCACAGAAGAAGAGGGGAGGGAAGUGCCGGCGUCAAGUAAACAUUUGAAACAGAUGGCAAUUUCAAAGCAUGCCUCAUCAAUCUUUGUUGACACUACCCCCUUUUUAAAACUACUCUUAUUUGGGAUAUUUGCAAUUAUAAUGCAUACUGUAAGCUCAUUUGAAUAUCAAAUUAAUUACUGAACACACUGGAGUAAAUACCUCUUUUAUAAGUCCUUGUUAAAAGUGAAAAGUUCUUCACUACGGUUGGAUGGUGUGUUAAUUUACAGUGAUAUCUAAUCCCAAGUUACUUCACAUAAAAGGCAUUACUAUACAUAUUUUAAUGGGGA